Molecule: messenger RNA, 234 nt
Organism: Aspergillus tanneri
Lineage: Eukaryota; Fungi; Ascomycota; Eurotiomycetes; Eurotiales; Aspergillaceae
Exons: 2
Coding region: 1-234 (77 amino acids)
Molecular function (GO): FAD binding
Source: RefSeq, a predicted model, not a curated record
AUGGGCAUUGGUCUACGAUGUACACGAAUAUUCCUUGCAGGUAAUGCCAUUCAUACCCAAUCACCCAAAGCGGACCAGAGUAUGAAUAUGAGCAUGCAAGACACCUACAACCUUGGCUGGAAGCUGGCAAGCGUAUUCAAAGGGGCCACAAGUCCGAAAAUCCUACAGGUUUAUCAGGAAGAGCGCCUGUUCGUAAUUGAGCGACUGCUUCGUUUUGACAAGCGGGUGUGUUAA